UUCGUCUACGGUCUCCUUCUUACGGAAAAAUUUGUCCGACUAUUCCAAUUUGAUCGGGCUGGCUGCUUGUUCUCGGGGCGUAUCCACAUACACAGGGACGCGCACAUGUUCGUCAAACUCAUCCUCGCGCUAUCUACCACGGACGAGGCAAAGCUGGGGUUCGAUACCCGGAUCCAUUGGGAGGAUCAAGACCUGUACUUCUCUCCCAAGGUGGGCGAGGCUGUCAAGUACAAAGUCUGCAAUGUGAAGCCGUUCCAUAGGCAUACAAUACGGGGGAGAGGGACAACAUGCUGGGUCGUUGAGGAUCCGGACGACAAGGGCAGCCGACUUCACCUUAAAUUCGCCUGGCGAACUCUCGAACGCGUGGCGGAGUCUGUGUUCCUCGAGUACAUCAAUAUCGAGUGUGGUGGCAUUCCGGGUGUCAGUGAGCUCCGACGCUGCGAGAACACGGAACAGAUUACGAACCUGCGUCACGGUGCUACCUUCAAGACUCGUCAAGGCAAGCUGGUGUCCGACCGUCAAUACUACUACAUUUUGCAACCUUUCUAUGGGCCACCGCUGGAGAUGGCACGGUCCGUGCUGCAACUCGUCGAAGCUUUUCGCGAUAUUAUUGCAGCCCAACGCAACCUUGCUCUGCGUGGUAUCGUGCAUCGUGACAUCAGCACGCGCAACAUGCUACUCAAUGAAAGACUCGAUGCGGGGGUAGGCACGCGGGGAAUUCUGAUUGAUUUCGACAUGGCCAAGUUUAUUGAUAGGACGACGAGCGGGGAGAGUACCGAUGUCCGGACG
Gloeophyllum trabeum ATCC 11539 is the source of this 789-nucleotide messenger RNA. RefSeq lists its product as uncharacterized. The record is from RefSeq and is a predicted model, not a curated record. The annotation marks the transcript as partial. The transcript has 2 exons. Lineage: Eukaryota; Fungi; Basidiomycota; Agaricomycetes; Gloeophyllales; Gloeophyllaceae. Gene Ontology annotation, molecular function: ATP binding; protein kinase activity. Gene Ontology annotation, biological process: protein phosphorylation.